Messenger RNA from Scaptodrosophila lebanonensis, 1794 nucleotides. RefSeq lists its product as uncharacterized. The record is from RefSeq and is a predicted model, not a curated record. Lineage: Eukaryota; Metazoa; Arthropoda; Insecta; Diptera; Drosophilidae. The transcript has a single exon. The coding region runs from base 1 to 1794 and encodes 597 amino acids.
AUGAUGAACGCUAAGGGUUUGCAACUUCUGUUGCCGCUUCUGACGACCAGUUGGCCGAGACUGGGGAGCCACAACAUCAGCUUUGUGGAGUCGGUGAUGGAGCGCGCCACAAAGGAGGAACGUUGCGCCAAUGCGCCCAUCUUUGUGGGUCGCCAUGUCAACUGUGACGAUCUAAGUCAGCUGCUGAUGUGGCUGCAUACGGUGAUGGGAACGGCUACCUAUUUCUUCGACGGGACGCCCCAAAUGGCAGCUGCCCAUGGGCUACGCAAUCAUAUCCAAAACGAUGCCCUCAAUGUGCUCUUCUGUCGCAGCAGCGAGGAACCCAUUUGGGAGCAGCUGGACAAAAGGCUACGGAAGCUGCGAAAGAGUCGACUGAUUGUUUCGCUGCCCAGGCAACGGAGUAGCUCACAGAUAGCGCUGCGCGUGCUCUUCCAGAAGCUGUGGAGUCUGCAGCUCAUCCGGGUGGUAGUGUUGCACAACGACCACAUUUAUGGGUAUACGCCGUACCCAACGCUGCGAUUUUUUGAACUGACAAAUGCGAGCGCACCAUUGUUUCCGCCAAAUGAGCGUAAUUUUCACGGCUAUGUGGUGUCAACGCCGGCGGAGAAUGAUCUGCCGCGGGUGUUUUUCGUCACCGAUGCGCAUACGGGGCGUAGAAAUAUACGUGGAUAUGGUUAUCGCAUCUUUGUGGAGUUUCUGCGACGCCACAACGCCACACUCCAUGUGAGCAAUGCGGGUGUGCAUUACGGCGUUACGACCAGCGUCAACAUGAGUAAUAUUAAUCAGUUGAUAGGCGCCAACAAGCUGGAGAUAUCGAUGCAUCCCUACACCGGCAUUGAUGAGCAAUUGGGCAUGCUUAGCUAUCCGCUGCUGAAGGCCCUCAACUGCCUCAUCGUGCCGGUGCGUAAUGAGAUACCACGCUAUAUGUACCUGCUGCGACCCUUCUCUUGGCACUGCUGGCUCCUCAUAAUCGGUGGAAUUUUCUAUAUAGCUUUGGCGCUCUACUGGCUAAGUCCUGCGAUGCGUGGCAGUUGCGGCGAACGCGCUAUGUUCAGCAUACUGGAGAGUCUCCGCCAUUUACUCUUUCUCAGUCCAUCCGCUCCUAUUUCUGCGCCCAAUAUCCGUUACUUUCUGUUGGCACUGCAGCUCUCGAUGUUUGGAUUUCUGGUGACGAAUUGGUAUUCCAAUCAGCUGAGCAGCUUCCUCACGGCCAUACUGGUGGGUGAGCAGGUGGACACCUUCGAGCAGUUGAUCGCACAGCGGCAGCGCAUACUCUCUAAGCACUAUGAGGUGACGAUGCUAAUCCAACAGGUGCCAACCGCUCUGCAGCCGGAGGUGGAACGUCUGGUGGAUGGUGUUAAUGCCAGCGAGCAGGUGACGGCUCUUCUCAGCUUCAAUCGCACCUACGCCUAUCCCUUCACCGUGGAGCGCUGGCAGUUUUUUGAACUGCAGCAGCAGUAUGCGAACAAGCCCGUCUAUCGGUACUCCUCGAUAUGCUUUGGAGCACCCGUCAUUGGCUAUCCCAUGCGCAAGGACUCGCACUUUGAGUCGCCGCUGAAACACUUCAUUAUGGGCAUACAGAGCACCGGUCUUUUCCAGUAUUGGCUCGUCUCCGACUUUAAUGACGCUCUCAAGGCUGGCUAUGUCAGCCUCAUUGACAAUCAACUGACAUUCAAGUCCUUGGAUCUGGAUACUCUGCGUCUCGCCUGGCUUGUCCUCGUCUGCGGAUGGGUUCUCGCUGCCGCGGCAUUUCUCAGCGAACGCUGGAGUUGGCGGCCCACGCACUCCUUUUAA